CCCCGUCGCCAUGGGAACAGGCGAGGCGGCCCGGCUAGCGCGCGGCGCCCGCCUCGGUCUCCGCCGCUCCAGGCGGGUGGGGUGGGCUGAGCCCGGGCCGCCGCCGCUGUCGCCGCCGCCGCGGGGAAGGCCGGAGCGGAGAGCGCGGGUCGCGGAGGAGAGCGCGGCCGCCGGGCACCCGGUGCCCGUCCCGGUGCAAGCCAGGGGCGCGCGGCGAUGUGAGCCAUGAGCGCGGCGUGGACCCUGUCCCCCGAGCCGCCCCCGCCGUCGACGGGGCCCCCGAUGGGCGCGGGCCUGGACGCCGAGCAGCGCACGGUGUUCGCCUUCGUGCUCUGCCUGCUGGUGGUGCUCGUGCUCCUGAUGGUGCGCUGCGUGCGCAUCCUGCUCGACCCCUACAGCCGCAUGCCCGCCUCGUCCUGGACCGACCACAAGGAGGCGCUCGAGCGCGGGCAGUUCGACUACGCGCUGGUCUGAGCCUGGCGGGCCCUCCUCCGAGGGCCCACCCGUCGGGGAUGCCGUGGGGGCCCGGCCGCCGCCGGGAUCCCUCCCGGAGACCCAGCCCCCGGCGGGAGGGCGUGAGGACCAGCCGGCCCUUCCCCUCCUACCCCGCCCAUCUUCCCUCCUGGCCAGGCCGGAGCCUCACUUCGUGCCUUCGUCCCGCCCUGCUCUCGCCCCGUGACACCGGUCCCGACUCCGAAGCCCUGGCGGGAAGAGGAACCCCCUCCGCCAUCGUGUAGGUGACUAACGCCGAGCAUGAGUACCAUGUGCGUUCCUGGAUGCGGGGAGCCCCGUGUCCCCCCUCCGACCCCGGUGGUCUGGCCAUACUCCCGUCCCCCACCCCAUCCCCUGUAAGCGCUGAGCCCCCUGGCUGGGCUCCGGCCCCGCGCGGGGUUUACGCCGCGCUCCUGUGUGGCCUGCGCUGCCCGCCUGGGAGACCGAGCCUGAGGAGCGACUGUGCUGCUGUGUCCGGGAUGCAUGGCGCCCCCUGAGGGGGAAGGGCGCGGCUAGGCUCACUCCCGCCCUCAGCCCUCCCCGUGCAGGUCAGCAUGCCCCGCCCUUGGUCACCACCUGGACCCCUUGUAGGCCCUCCGGCCACUUCCCCUGACCCUUCCUGCCAUCCCCCCUUGGCCCUCCCCCUGCCUCUGAGCCAAUGGUGAUAAUAAAAGCUAUUAUUGAAUGCUUA
Manis pentadactyla (Chinese pangolin) is the source of this 1183-nucleotide messenger RNA. It is a transcript of the gene CTXN1, whose product is annotated as cortexin 1. The record is from RefSeq and is a predicted model, not a curated record. NCBI's taxonomy places the organism in Eukaryota, Metazoa, Chordata, Mammalia, Pholidota, Manidae. The transcript is spliced from 2 exons. Bases 226 to 474 code for a protein of 82 amino acids.